Messenger RNA from Silurus meridionalis, 1806 nucleotides. It is a transcript of the gene gja12.1, whose product is annotated as gap junction protein, alpha 12.1. Gene Ontology annotation, biological process: cell communication. Bases 230 to 922 code for a protein of 230 amino acids. Gene Ontology annotation, cellular component: connexin complex. NCBI's taxonomy places the organism in Eukaryota, Metazoa, Chordata, Actinopteri, Siluriformes, Siluridae. The transcript is spliced from 3 exons. The record is from RefSeq and is a predicted model, not a curated record.
UAAAUUAUCACUUAUAGAGCUGAGGAGCGACGUGACUCAACGUCCAACAAUAUUGCGAAACCGAACAUGAAUUAAAGGUCAGGUGUAAAAGCCUGUUGUGUUUUUUUUUCUUUAUUCAUUCGUUUUUGAACUUCGGCUGUGUCUGAAUCCAAGGUUGAAUCUAGACCUUGGACUCUUCUAUUUUUGAGUUCAGCUCUCAGACCUAAUCCACAAAGCCACCUUAGGCAAAAUGGGUGAAUGGGGAUUUCUGUCCAAGCUGCUGGAUAAAGUUCAGUCUCAUUCCACUGUCAUCGGGAAGGUAUGGAUGACUGUACUUUUCGUCUUCAGGAUCAUGGUCAUCGGCGCUGGGGCUGAGAAAGUGUGGGGUGAUGAGCAAAGUAAAAUGGUGUGCAACACCAAGCAGCCAGGUUGCACCAACGUGUGCUACGACCAAGCGUUCCCCAUUUCCCACAUCCGCUUCUGGACCUUGCAGAUCAUCUUCGUGUCCACACCGACGCUCAUGUACCUUGGGCACGUUAUGCACAUCCUUCACAAGGAAAAUAAACUCAGGCAGUAUCUCCUAAACCAAGUGAAUGGCGGCAAGCUGCCCAAAUACUCUGACGAGAAGGGCAACGUGCAAAUCAAAGGCGACUUGUUGGCUAGUUACCUGAUCAGCGUGAUCGUUAAAAUCUGUCUCGAGACAGCAUUUAUAGUAGGCCAGUACUAUCUGUACGGCUUUGUGAUGGUCCCGAAAAUCGUCUGCACUCGUUACCCGUGUCCCUACACCGUCGAGUGCUUCAUGUCUCGUCCCACCGAGAAGACCGUCUUCAUCAUCUUUAUGCUGGUGGUCUCCUGUGUGUCUUUACUCCUGAACGUUAUUGAGAUGUUCUAUCUGAUCUGCCGAAGAUCCCAAAGACGUAAUAAACUGAGAUCAAGCUCUUAGUUCCUUAAGAGUAUUUUCUUUUUCUAAAAUGGACAGAGUUGCAAAUCUGGAGACAACAACAUUACAUUAUUUUCAGCAUGGCUUUUUACGAGUUAAUUCUAUGUAUAUAAUACGAGGUAGUUCAAAAAAGAUUCGUGACUAGGUUUGUAACACACCAACAGAGGGCAGCACAAGACUGCUUGCGCAGUCACAAGGAGCACAACUUUCAUUAGUCAUUGCGCCAAAAGACAUCGUCCCAAAGUACUUUCUUGUCAACUUUUUUGAUACAACCUUAUAUUUUUAGAUAAAUCAGGUUUUGGUUUAAGACCUUGUUUACUUCAAUGUGCAUCUUUAAGUUUUUUAUUUUCGAUUUUUUUGUAUUAUUUCACGGGCACAUACAGGCGUUUGUUUCAUAUUAAACUGUUCGUUCAUUGUGUCAUUGUUUCCUCGGAUUUGAAACAAAUUUUUUUUUUUUACCAAAUAUAAAUAUAUUAAACAUUUUAUCGUCUUCUUAAGGGAUUGUUUGAAUAAAAUUAGUUCCAUAUUUAUAUCAUUUAUUCCAUAUUUAUCAUAGGUGGGUAUCUGUUAUCCUCUGUGUAUAUGUAUUCCUUUAACAAAACCUUUAAGAGACUGUUUUAUGAACUAUAGCAUAGAUCUUAUUUCAUUAUUGUGCUGCAGUUUAAACCUGUAACAUGAACAGAACAUUUUGUAACUAAGGAUUUGGAAAAAUCUAAUAUAAAUCUGUAGAAGAUUUAAGAGAUGGAGGGAUUUUUGAUUUCUCGUUAACAUGACAAUAGCUAAUGUGUUUUUCUAUGUAUAUUAAAUAUGACAAUAAAUUAAUAAUGCAUGUGAUGUUUCUUUUAUAAAAGGGAGUAAUAAAAUAAUCCAUGUGCUGUUAUUGAAAA